UGAAAAUGUAGUCUCUGAAGUAAUUUCUUUCUCUUUUGUUUUCCAGUAUAAGUAUAGAGACCUAACUAUACAGGAGACCACCAGUGUAAUAACUCAAUACAAGGACCUCAAACCUGUCAUGGAUUCAUAUGUUUUUAACGAUGGUUCAUCUCGGGAGUUGAUGAGCCUCAGUGGAACCAUUCCUGUGCCUUACAGAGGUAACACAUACAAUAUCCCAAUUUGCUUGUGGCUGCUGGACACCUACCCUUUCAACCCCCCAAUUUGUUUUGUUAAACCCACUAGCUCUAUGACAAUAAAAACUGGGAAGCACGUCGAUGCAAACGGAAAGAUAUACCUUCCUUAUCUGCAUGAGUGGAAAUAUCCUCAGUCAGACUUGCUGGAGCUGAUUCAGGUCAUGAUUGUUGUGUUUGGAGAAGAACCUCCAGUCUUUUCUCGGCCCACUGCUUCAUCGAGCUACCCACCAUACCAGGCAACAGGCCCACCAACUACUUCCUAUAUGCCAGGAAUUCCAGGUGGAAUAUCUCCCUAUCCAACAACAAAUACUCCAAACCCAAG
This is a messenger RNA of Acanthisitta chloris (rifleman), 555 nucleotides long. Its product is annotated as tumor susceptibility gene 101 protein-like. Gene Ontology annotation, biological process: protein modification process; endosome to lysosome transport; protein transport. The annotation marks the transcript as partial. NCBI's taxonomy places the organism in Eukaryota, Metazoa, Chordata, Aves, Passeriformes, Acanthisittidae. The transcript has 5 exons. Gene Ontology annotation, molecular function: ubiquitin binding. Gene Ontology annotation, cellular component: ESCRT I complex. The record is from RefSeq and is a predicted model, not a curated record.